Molecule: messenger RNA, 1503 nt
Organism: Adineta steineri
Lineage: Eukaryota; Metazoa; Rotifera; Eurotatoria; Adinetida; Adinetidae
Source: the annotation of a GenBank genome assembly
AUGAAUAGAUUAAAUAAUUUUGCAAGAGAAAAACCAGAACAUUCCUCAAUGACAACAGUCAGUAUUCUUGGUCGUCUUCGUAUGUUAGAACAUGUAGAAAUAUUGGGUAAUAUUGGUAAAGAACUUGAUGGAAUUCUUUAUAAUCUUGUUGAUAUUCUAUCUGAUGAUACACGACAAAGUGAAAUAAAUAUAACAUCAAAUGAUGGAGAAAUAAGUAAAUGGUUAGAACAAACAUUUUCAUCUAAACAACAACGUUCAAUAACAGCAACAGGACGUUUUGAAUCUAUAAAAGCGAUUAUUCAAGCAUCAUCAUUUGUUAAUGCAUUACAAAGACAAUUACGUCAACAUACAAAAGAACGUUUAGAUGUUAUAUUUGAUUUACCUGCUGAUAUUAAUAAAUUAAAUCUUUGGUCAUUUAAUAUUAUGGAAUACAGUGAUCCAAUUUUACUUACUCUUCUACUUGUAUUUGAUGCACAUGAUAUUAUAUCACGUUAUCGAAUUGAUAUUGAUGUAUUGAAAAAUUUUGGUCGUGCACUUACUGAAGGCUAUACAAAAUUUCGACCCGCAUAUCAUAAUGAUUAUCAUGGAGCUGAUGUUCUUCAGACAACACAUUGUUUAUUAAUCAAAAGUAGUUUAUUGAAUGUAUUUGCACAAAUUGAAAUUACUGCAUUAUUAUUCGCAGCUGCUAUUCAUGAUUAUGAACAUCCAGGUGUAAAUAAUAAUUAUCUUGUUAAAACGAGAAGUGAUUUAGCAUUGAUUUAUAAUGAUUCUAGUGUAUUAGAAAAUCAUCAUUCAAGUUCCAUAUUUAAACUUUUACGUGAUAAACGUUUUAAUAUUUGGUCAAAUAUGACUAUUGAGGAAUAUCGAACAUUUCGUUCACUUGUUAUAUCUCUUGUACUUGCAACUGAUAUGGCAAAUCAUGCAUCACUUGUUGAACGUAUGUCAACAUAUUUCUUUUUCAAAGAAACAAAUGGUACAACAACUGUGACAGAUUCGAAAACAUUAUUACAAACAUUGUUACAUGCUGCUGAUAUUUCAAAUGCUGCUAAACCAUGGCCAGUUUAUAUUCAAUCAGCUGAAAAAAUAAUGGAAGAAUUUUUUAUGCAAGGUGAUCUAGAAAAAAUACAUUAUGAUGAUAGUAAAUCAACAUUUGAUCGAGAAUCAACGGAUAUUGCACAAUUACAAAUAGGAUUUAUUUCACAUAUUGUUUGUCCAACAUUUGAUGUUUUAUCGAAAGUACUUCAAGUGGAUUCACUUGAAAAUACUGCAAAACUUAUAUCGCCAAAAACGACGAGUACAUUUCCAUGGCAAUAUGAUUUACAAUUAAAUUUAGAAACAUGGCGACAAAUAUCUAAAGAGGGAGAUAUUCAACAAGUUUGGCUUCAAAGAAAGCCUUUAAAACUCAAUUUUCAAUAUUUAGAAACAUAUGUUGAAAAAGCAAAAAAUUAUUUAAAAAAACGAUCACAACAAGAAGUAUUACUUAAUCGUUUGCCUUCCGUAUGA